UAAAGGAAGAAGAAGUGUUCCUCUCUUUGCGAUUUGCACGAGGACCCGCGGAGCUGGGGGUUUUGGGGUUUUUUCCCCCCCUUUUGGAUUUUAGUGACUCUUGGGCAAGGAACAGACCUGUAAAGAUGUUUAUGUGGUGGUCUGCUGUUUUACUUCUUGGAUGCAUUUUGCUGGGAGCAGAUGGGUGGCCAGUCAAGGAAGGAUACGACUUUAGGCCCUAUCAGCCCCUAGUAAGGUUACGGCACAAGCAGGAAAAGAAUCAUGAAAGCUCAAGAAAUAAAGGGUAUUUUGGUCAGGAUGGCCAUUUUGGAUCAUGUGAAAACAAGUACUGUGGUCUGGGCAGACACUGUGUUGUGAAUGGGAAGACUGGCCAAGCCGAGUGUCUGUGCAUGGAGCACUGCAAACCACAUUACAAACCUGUGUGUGGGUCUGAUGGAGAAUUCUAUGAAAACCACUGUCAAGUGCACAGGGCUGCUUGUCUGAAAAAGAAAAAGAUCACCAUUGUACACAAUGAAGAUUGUUUCUUUAAAGGGGAUAAAUGCAAACCUACUGAAUACACUGAAGUGAAAAAUGUGUUACUGGAUCUACAAAACCAGAGAUACAUUGCACAAGCAAAAGAUAAAUCUGUUGGUGAGAAAAUGGCGUUAAAGAAAGUUCUCGUAGAUCAAAUGUUCAAUUAUUUUGAUUCAGACAACAGUGGACUUGUGGAUGCUAACGAGUUAUCUCAGGUAAUAAAACGGGAUGAGCUUGGCAAGGAACCGUCUGACUGCUCUGUGUUUGAUUUGCUGAAAUAUGAUGAUUAUGACAGUGACAAGCACCUAGCUCUAGAAGAAUUCUAUAGAGCUUUUCAUGUAGUUCAGCUGAAUCUGCCUGAAGAUCAAAAAAUAAGCACCACUGCAGCAACAGUGGGACAGAGUUGUGUCUUAAGUUGUGCCAUCCAGGGAACCCUGAGACCUCCCAUCAUCUGGAAGAGGAACAAUGUCAUUCUGAACAGCUUAGAUUUGGAAGAUAUCAGUGAUUUUGGAGACGAUGGGUCCUUGUACAUCACUAAAGUUACCACAACUCAUAUGGGAAAUUACACCUGCUAUGCUGAUGGGUAUGAUAAGCUCUAUCAAACUCAUAUUCUCCAAGUGACUGUUCCACCAGUUAUCCGAGUCUAUCCAGAGAGCCAGGCGAGGGAGCCAGGUGUGACAGCUAGCCUUCGGUGCCACGCUGAAGGUAUUCCCAACCCACAACUUGGCUGGCUGAAGAAUGGAAUUGAUAUCACUCCAAAGUUGUCCAAACAGCUAACUCUUCAAGCAAAUGGUAGCGAGGUUCACAUUAGCAAUGUGCGCUAUGAAGAUACAGGAGCGUACACUUGCAUUGCAAAGAAUGAAGCAGGGGUGGAUGAAGAUAUUUCUUCUCUCUUUGUGGAAGAUUCUGCUCGAAAGACACUUGCAAACAUAUUGUGGAGAGAGCAAGGUCUGGGAAUUGGGAACAUGUUUUAUGUUUUUUAUGAAGAUGGCAUCAAAGUAAUACAACCAGUGGAAUGUGAAUUUCAGAGGCAUAUUAAGCCUAGUGAAAAACUCCUCGGUUUUCAGGAUGAAGUUUGUCCCAGAGCAGAUGGUGAUCCUGUUCAGCGGUGUGUUUGGGCAACUGCUGUUAAUGUAAAGGACAAAUUCAUAUAUGUGACUCAGCCCACACUUGACAGAGUUCUCAUUGUUGAUGUACAGUCUCAGAAAGUUGUACAGGCAGUAAGUACAGAUCCUGUUCCUGUGAAACUACACUAUGAUAAAUCGCAUGAUCAAGUCUGGGUGCUGAGCUGGGGAAACCUGGAAAAGAAUUCACCAACUUUGCAGGUGAUAACUCAAGCCAGUGGGAGUGUUUCUCACCACACAAUCCAUACUCAGCCAGUGGGAAAGCAGUUUGACAGAGUGGAUGACUUUUUCAUUCCAGCUACAACCCUCAUCAUUACCCAUGUACGGUUUGGAUAUAUUCUUCAUAAGGACGAUCCCACCCUCCAGAAAAUUGAUCUGGAAACGAUGUCAUACAUCAAGACAAUUAGUUUAAAGGAUUAUAACUGCGUUCCUGAAUCACUGGCUUAUACACAUCUUGGAGGAUAUCUUUUCAUCUGCUGUAAGCCUGACACCACUGGGGCUGUCCUACCGCAGCUCAUAGUGGAUAGCGUUACCGAUUCCGUGAUUGGAUACAAUGGUGACGUGACGGGCACGCCACAUAUCUCUCCAGAUGGACAUUACCUUCUCAGCAUCGAUGAUGCCAAAGGCCUCAUGAGGAUCCAGUCCAUAACAGUGAGAGGAGAAAUACAGGAUGCGUUUGACAUUCACACUAAUUUGCACAUAUCUGAUGUGGCUUUUCAGCCGUCCUUCACUGAAGCUCAUCAAUACAAUGUCUACUGCAGCUCCAGCACGCAAACUGAUGUUCUCUUCAUGGAGCUCUCCUCUGGCAAGGUAAAGAUGGUGAAGAGUCUGAAGGAGCCCAUCAAGGCAGGUGAAUGGCCUUGGAACAGUAAGAACCGUCUUAUAAAAGACAGUGGCCUUUUUGGUCAGUAUCUCAUGACCCCUUCCAAGGAGUCUCUGUUUAUCCUGGAUGGACGGCUCAAUAAGUUAAAUUGUGAAAUCACCGAAGUGGAGAAAGGCAACACAGUAAUUUGGGUUGGAGAAGCAUAAUAAUCUGUGUUAGAUAUUUAUUGAGUUAAUAGUUUUACAGUACAUUGCACUCAAAUUACACCAUUCUUCAAAUUUAUACAAUUUUUAUUUUAAAUUGUUAGGCCCUUCUAUACCUGUUAUGUCUUUGAUGUACACAAUUUGAAUCAACUUCCACAUAAAAGUGACUAAAAUGAUAGCUAUUUGAUAAUGGUAUUCCUUAUUAAUUAUCAAAUGAAAUUGUGUUGUUUGAGAUAACUAAAUAGGGAAAUUGAUGAUAACCAUAAUAAAUUAUUGUAAAAAAAGAAGAAAAAAAAAUCCCCAAAAACAACCAAAAAAGCUUCAGGAAAUUUAAUAUGAUACUUUGCAUUUGUAAAUGGAAGACUAACAUAUGAUUGAAAUUUUGUGUUGUUUUGCUUCAGACACGAAACAAGAGCUGUUGUACCACAACCUUUGACUCCUUAAGCUGAAAUGUUACAUCCUGUCCAGUCCACUGUUAAAUCUUUUUGUGCCUUGAAGCGAAAAUCUCACAAGAAAGACAAACAUAGAAAUUACAAAAUUUAUUCCCACUGUGGCUACAGGAUUGCUUGUCAUUGGAAAGAAAGUUUUGUUAUCAAAUUCCAGGUGUCAAGUUGUGCAACAUACAUGGACAGGAAAAAAAAAAUAAAUAUUUGCAGUGUUUUCUGAUCACUGCAUUUUGGAGUUUAUUUUUAUGGUGUCGUAGUUGAGAAAGCUGCUUGCAGAAGCUUAACCUUUUUUUAGAAAAAUAAUAGAUGUUAGGUUUUUCAGAUAUCACAGGGUGGCAUCAGCAAGGACUUUCAAGUCUACUGAAGAGAAAUAUUGCACAUCCUUUCAGAAUAUACCACAUUCUAAAAACCUGGCAUCACAAAGCUUCACUUAUACCCUUGAGGAAACCGUUAAUUAAACAUACAGAAAAUGCAUUUUAAGAAAAUGAGAAUGCAAAGAACUGAAGACUACGACCAGUAGAUAAUAUUUUUGCUUAUUCAUUGUACCAUUGACUCCUAUUUGUUAAACCAUUUGGUUAGCUCAACAGGUUUUCUAGUCCUUGCAUCCAACUGGAUUAGUGCAAAAAAAAAAACAACCAAACAAAAAAAAAAAACCCAAAAC
Molecule: messenger RNA, 3770 nt
Organism: Pseudopodoces humilis (Tibetan ground-tit)
Lineage: Eukaryota; Metazoa; Chordata; Aves; Passeriformes; Paridae
Gene: FSTL5
Product: follistatin like 5
Biological process (GO): multicellular organism development; regulation of BMP signaling pathway; cell differentiation
Cellular component (GO): extracellular region
Molecular function (GO): calcium ion binding; protein binding
Source: RefSeq, a predicted model, not a curated record